AUGAAUUAUACCGAAGCUGAAAAUCUGGUCUACGAAGCUACCAAUGAAGAUCCAUGGGGUCCAACUGGUUCGCAAAUGAGGGAGAUCGCUAACUACACGUUUCAAUAUGAUGGCUUUCACCAAGUUACUAAUCUUCUCUGGAAGAGGAUGUUGGAAGACAAUAGAAAUGCUUGGAGAAGAGUGUAUAAGAGGCAUAGUUCACGUGAAAAUGGUUUCUGA
Haemonchus placei is the source of this 219-nucleotide messenger RNA. Lineage: Eukaryota; Metazoa; Nematoda; Chromadorea; Rhabditida; Trichostrongylidae. The record is from the annotation of a GenBank genome assembly.